CUUACCCCACAACUCGAGAUGUAUCAUGUCCCAAGGUAUCUCACCAAUCUUUGAUAUUAGUACUAAAGAUUUCCUUUCUUUCUCUCUUCUCUUCGAUCUCUUCUAGUAUACCCCACAAUAUCGGAACUUCAACCAUGGCAGAUGCUGUGACACUCGAGUUCAAAGGCAGGAUAGCCGUGAUCACUAUCGAUGAUCAGAAGAAACUUAAUGCUCUUUCUCAGGAUGGAUACUACCAAUUGGCAGCUUAUAUGAAAGAAGUGGCACAACAUGAUGAAGUCUUCAUUACUGUUCUGACUGGAAAGGGCCGUUACUUUUCAGCUGGUGCAGAUGUAAGCAUCUCGAGAUCGCAGCCUGAUGGCACGGAUUUGAACCGCCAUUGGCUUAAGAGCUUCGUGUCAAACAAUUUGUUUGUUACGAACACAUUUCAGACUCAUCCGAAGAUCCUCGUAACAGCUCUUAACGGUCCAGCAAUUGGCCUUUCAGCUGCUCUAGUUGCAUUCUCGGAUUUCAUAUACUGUGUUCCCAGUACCUUCCUCCUCACGCCAUUCUCAUCACUCGGACUUGUCGCUGAAGGUGGCGCUUCGAGAACUUUCGUCCAGCGAUUGGGAAUCAGCAAAGCGAAUGAGGCCCUGAUCAUGAGCAAGCGGAUCACUGCAGAUGAGCUUUUGCAGGUUGGCUUCGUGAACAAGAUCUUCGAUUGCGGGAAAGACGAGGAUGAGAAGUUCAGGAAGUUGGUGUUCGAGGAAAUCGACAACAGACUGGGGGAACAUUUGAUUGGAGACAGCUUGACCAAAAUCAAAGCCCUGAUCAGAAAGCCGGAGAGAGACAUAAUGGACGCACAAGGAGUUGCGGAAGUCUUUGGUGGGUUAGAAAGAUUCAGCGCCGGCAUCCCACAAGAGGAGUUCAGGAAGAUUGCCAGUGGGGAAAAGAGACAUAAGCUAUGAAAGCUGUGACAAAAUGGUCAAAAUGAAAUAAUUCGCAUCGCACUUUCAUAUUGCUUAGGUCUCUAAGGGUCAAUUGAGCCUUUCAAAGCUUCUCGUGGCACCCUCCGACGCCGAAACACCACAACCAUACAACCCUUUUGACUCCAUAAACCCCUUGCCCAAUGUGAGAGACCCGUGUGACCUCCAUUCAAUGUUCUUCUUCUUCCUUGGCCGCCUUCUCCGCUGCGGCCUUCAAUCUUUCCUCUUGUUUCUUCCAGUGGCUUCCCUCCUCGUAGUCCUUGCUAAUCCCCAACGCACUUCUGAACCUAUCGUCUUGCUUGAUUUUGGCCUCUGCCAAUUCAUGAACUUGAUGCAUCUUCAGGCCUUUUUUGUUCGGUCCAGUUCCUCUUUCACUUUCCUUCAGUAAUUUCCUUCUCAAGGCCUCAGUUUGAGUCUCGAUCUCCUCCUCGUCGACAC
Mollisia scopiformis is the source of this 1400-nucleotide messenger RNA. RefSeq names its product ClpP/crotonase. The record is from RefSeq and is a predicted model, not a curated record. The transcript has 3 exons. Gene Ontology annotation, biological process: fatty acid beta-oxidation. The coding region runs from base 135 to 944 and encodes 269 amino acids. Lineage: Eukaryota; Fungi; Ascomycota; Leotiomycetes; Helotiales; Mollisiaceae. Gene Ontology annotation, cellular component: peroxisomal matrix.